UCCUCCAAAGUGGGGUACACUGCACCCCGAAGCUCUGCUGACCAGGCACAGUCUGACGGUGGGAAGCAUCUCCUGCUGAGACGGGGGUAGCCGACCUGGAUGCUCAGGGCCAUGACGCUGGGGAAGGGCCCCUGCAAGCCCUCUGGCACCCCCUUCCUGCCCACGUGGAUAUGGGGGGCUCCCCUGGGGCUUGCGAUGGGGCCAGAGAGGCAGUGUUCCCAGCAGACCUGCGGGCAGAGCCUCGGGAGUGAUGCUUGGCACCCCCGCUGGACAGGCCGGGUCUCGGUGCCCAGGGGCACCCGACAGUCUCCCAUCAACAUCCAGCGCAGGGACAGCAUCUACGACCCCCGGCUGCCACCGCUCAAGGUGGCCUACACCGCUGCGUCCUGCCAGUGCCUGAGGAACACCGGCUACCUCUGCCAGGUGGACUUCGACGAGGCUGCCGAGGGCUCAGGGAUCAGCGGGGGGCCCCUGGAGAGCCACUACCGGCUGAAGCAGUUCCACUUCCACUGGGGAUCCACGGACACGCAGGGCUCUGAGCACACAGUGGACCACCGUGCCUUCGCGGCAGAGCUGCACCUGGUUCACUGGGAUGCCACGCGGUACCCGAGGUACCAGGAGGCGGUCCUCGGGGAGAGGGGCCUGGCUGUGACCGCCGUCUUUCUGAAGCCGGGCGCCCCACACCAGGCCCUGCAGCAGCUGGUGGACGUCUUGCCAAAGAUAAAACACAAGGAUGCGCAGGUGGCCCUGGGCCCCUUCGACCCCUCCUGUCUGCUGCCCGUCUGCCGGGACUACUGGACCUACGCAGGCUCCCUGACCACCCCGCCACUGGCCGAGUCGGUCACCUGGAUCAUCUACCAGAAGCCCAUCGAGGUGGCUCCCAGCCAGCUGGCCGCCUUCCGCACACUGCUGUUCUCUGCCGUGGGUGAAGAGGAGGUGGCGAUGGUGGACAACUUCCGCGGGCUUCAGCCUCUGAUGAACCGGGAGGUGCGCGCAUCCUUCCAGGCGUUGAAGCACAAGCGUGGUCCUGACACCCCCGAGACCGCGUGAGCGGGCAGCGUGGACGUGGCAAGGGCAAGCACGGCCCCCGGUCGGUCUCCACAUCCAGUCCCUCUGACUCCUGAAAUAAAUGGAACGUCCUUGUUCCCACCAA
Messenger RNA from Cavia porcellus (domestic guinea pig), 1153 nucleotides. RefSeq names its product carbonic anhydrase 5A (gene Ca5a). Lineage: Eukaryota; Metazoa; Chordata; Mammalia; Rodentia; Caviidae. Gene Ontology annotation, cellular component: mitochondrion. The transcript is spliced from 7 exons. Gene Ontology annotation, molecular function: zinc ion binding; carbonate dehydratase activity. The record is from RefSeq and is a predicted model, not a curated record. Bases 100 to 1050 code for a protein of 316 amino acids.